CUUCAUCAGCAACAACGCCAAAACUUUCUUCUUCAUCCAAUUCAGCUCAUCAAAAUGAAGACGUGCCUUGCACUUGCUGCCACCACCCUCAUCGUCGCCUCAACCUUCGACUCCGUCGUGGGCCUCGCCAAAUACCUCGACGAGCUCCCGAACGGAAGCUCCUUCUCGCAGGAGCUCGGACACCCAGACAAGGACUCCUCUAAGUUUACGGACUUUGCAACAGCCUUCGCCGAUGCCGGGCACUCGUGGACCGCCGAGUUCUGCGCCAAGACCUUUCCAGGCGCGUCGAUGACCAACGGCGAGGCCUUCGGGGACCCGUGCUGCACGUGGAAGAAGGGCGGCACUCCAGAUUUCACUGUGACGGCCUUCACGACGAGCCCUACCAAGGCCACCACUUGCGCAUCGACAAGUCAGACGUCAACCGCUUCAUCUACUGCUGCAUCGACGGCAUCGUCAACCGCCGCCUCGAGCGCUGGUAGCUCGACUUCGACCACGACGGAUGCUCCCGUCACAACGGACGCGCCUGCUACAACGGACGCACCUGCUUCGACGGACGCCCCCGCUGCCACUGAUGCUCCAGCCUCACCCACUAUGCCCUCGACCCCGUCAGGAGGCUGUGCAGCGAAGGGUGCUGGUGGCAAAGGGCAGAGCAAGGGCAGCUACAGCUUCCGCCACUAAGCCGUAGAGUCAGCAGCGCCAACUUUUUGAGCGAUAGAGUGGUGAACAUCUGAGUGAAUGUAGUGUAGUGUCUACGAGUAGACUCAAGCAAGGAGUAUAGGUAUCGAAGUAAAUGUGCUUGUUCGAG
Molecule: messenger RNA, 805 nt
Organism: Phytophthora nicotianae INRA-310
Lineage: Eukaryota; Oomycota; Peronosporomycetes; Peronosporales; Peronosporaceae
Exons: 1
Coding region: 55-678 (207 amino acids)
Source: RefSeq, a predicted model, not a curated record